Molecule: messenger RNA, 1167 nt
Organism: Cheilinus undulatus (humphead wrasse)
Lineage: Eukaryota; Metazoa; Chordata; Actinopteri; Labriformes; Labridae
Gene: drd4b
Product: dopamine receptor D4b
Exons: 4
Coding region: 1-1167 (388 amino acids)
Biological process (GO): adenylate cyclase-activating adrenergic receptor signaling pathway; adenylate cyclase-inhibiting dopamine receptor signaling pathway
Cellular component (GO): plasma membrane
Molecular function (GO): dopamine neurotransmitter receptor activity, coupled via Gi/Go; G protein-coupled receptor activity
Source: RefSeq, a predicted model, not a curated record
AUGUCGGAGAUCCCCGCUGACGCACAGGAUAACCGCACGGUGCCAGCCGCAGCAGCCUCGGUGUCUUACAGCUUUCCCGCGCUCAUCUUCGGGGUUUUACUGAUCGUCGCGGUCACCUGUGGGAAUGUUCUGGUCUGUGUCAGUGUGUACGUGGAGAAAGCGCUGAAAACCACCACCAACUACUUCAUAGUCAGCCUGGCGUUCGCAGACCUGCUGCUGGCGCUGCUCGUCCUGCCGCUCUUCGUUUACGCAGAGUUUCAGGGCGGGGUUUGGUCCCUGAACAUGCUGAUGUGUGACGGCCUGAUGACCAUGGACGUGAUGCUGUGUACGGCCUCCAUAUUCAACCUGUGUGCCAUCAGCGUGGACAGGUUCAUCGCCGUGUCCAUUCCUCUAAACUACAACCGUAAACACGUGGAUCACCGUCAGCUCAUCCUCCUGGCAGCGACCUGGCUGUUGGCCCUCGCCGUGGCCUCUCCCGUCGUCUUCGGCAUCAACAACGUGCCCGACCGCGAUCCCUCGGAGUGUAAACUGGAGGACAACAACUACGUGGUCUACUCCUCCGUCUGCUCCUUCUUCAUCCCCUGUCCCAUCAUGGUCUUCCUCUAUGUGGGGGUCUUCCGGGGCCUGCAGCGCUGGGAGGAGGCUCGAAGACUCAAACUGCGCAGCAGCAUCGAGGCCUGCAGGAAACUGCAGCACGCCGCCAUCGCCGCGGCCCUACCCCCGCUGGCCGGCACCAUCCCCGGGCCCCUGCCGAUGCCGCUGCCCCGGAUCAUCGAGAGGGACCUGGCCCAGUGUCGGCUGGACGACACGGACGACGACAUGCAGCAGGAGAUCCCAUACCCUCGACAGUACCGGGAGAACUCGGUCCCCACGCUGACGCUCAGCGAACAGCUGAGCAGGAAGAAGAGCGCCAAGAUCAACAACCGGGAGAGGAAGGCCAUGAGGGUACUACCUGUCGUAGUGGGUUGCUUCCUGUUCUGCUGGACGCCCUUCUUCGUGGUUCACACGACGAGAGCCAUGUGUCUGACCUGUGAAAUCCCCCACGGUCUGAUGAGCACCGUCACCUGGCUGGGCUACGUCAACAGCGCCCUCAACCCCAUCAUCUACACCAUCUUCAACACCGAGUUCAAGAAGUUCUUCAGGAAGUGUUUCCGCAGCUGCUGCUGA